Sclerotinia trifoliorum is the source of this 1606-nucleotide messenger RNA. Lineage: Eukaryota; Fungi; Ascomycota; Leotiomycetes; Helotiales; Sclerotiniaceae. The record is from the annotation of a GenBank genome assembly.
UCCGUUGAUUAGACGCGUCGAUAUUAUAUAUCGAAUCAUAUAUCAUUCUGCGCGAAUAGGCUAUCUAUUGGUAAGGAGAUACAUUUAAUCAGGGAAUAAAGGCUUCCCACAUGGCCUUCAGAGAUGACGGCUUACUGGGCCGUCGUGUUGCAAUGGAAAAGAUCAGUCAAAUAAUACAACUCUGCAAUGCCCCUUCUCAUCCAUACAAUACCGUGGAAUCCCCGGAUUAUUGGUGGGAUGGAUACAUCGGAUAGGCAUGUCACCGUGAAACAAGGCUGCCUGCAGGGCACUCAUAGUAGCAUUGUUUGCCAGUGUAGGCCCAGCCAGCCUCACUUCAGAUACCCCGCAAUGAGGCCUUGUCGAGAUUCUAAUUUCAUUAAGAUCACUCCUGAUCCACCAAAAGGUACCACCUUGGUUCGAAAAUUGUAUCUCACAGGAAAUUAACUUAAGAUCUUACAUCAUGUCGGACGCUCUCGACGCGAUUCAAGCCCUGUACGACACGGGGAAAUACUCGGAUAUGAAAAUCCGUUGCGAGGAUAAAGUGUUCAAUGCUCAUCGUGCAGUGGUCUGUAUGCGAUCGCCGGUGAUUGCUGCUGCUAUGGAUGAUGAUCGUUGGGUAGGUAACAUCCAAAAUCGAGGAAAAUGUGCACCCUCUGAUGAAGCACUAGGAAGAAGCUGCAAAGGGCGAAUAUCAUAUGAGUGAUGAUGAACUGCCAGUAGUGGAGGCCAUGAUUCAUUAUUUGUACCUUAGAACGUAUGAUGAUCAGGUAGUAAGCCCGCCAGAAGCUUUGGGCAGUCAUUCACAGGUUGAAAUCGGGAAAGACGAGAUGCCGCCUAGUCCACCUACACUGGGAUCUGAGUCGGAACCAGAUCCCGAGCCCGAAUUAGAUACAUGGCGCACAAGAGCAAACCUUUCUUGGAAUAAUGGAGGCAUAGUUCCCGAAGCGAUACCAGUCUCGCUGCCUUCAUCACUACUCCUCAACGCUAAGGUCUACAUCAUCGCCGAUAAAUACAUGAUCCCAGCACUCAAGAGUUUAGCAUGUGAGAAGUGUUCAAAAAGCCUAGAAGAACAUUGGAAUACGCCAGAGUUUUCUGCUACUGCGGAACUACUCUGGGAAAACACACCGAGCUCUGAUAUGCUGCUUAGGGACUCUGUGGUUGCAACUGCUGCGAGUAAUAUUGAUGUUUUACUUGAUAGAGGGGAGUUUGUGGAAUUCAUGUCUGCGCAUGGCGAUUUUGCCGUAGAGGUUUUGAAGAGAGUGAUUAGAAAAAUUUACCCGGACACCACUUCGUACGUUUCGCCACAUUACAGGAAAGUACGACGUUCUGGAUUUUGAUUGAUAACUCUUGGUUAUUAUGCGGAGUCAUGGUCAUGUUUCCUUGGAGUCGUCAUAAAUAUUAUGGGUUCGUUGAAACUAUUCAUAUUAUUCAUGGUUUUCGACAAUCUUCAUGAGACUUCUGCGAAACGGAAGUGGUCGAGCCGAAUCCCUCAGUGGGAACAGGUCAAGUUAAAAACAACCAGGAAUCAGAAUAUGUAGAACCAAUAAACAGUAUUUGCUUGAUGGGAGAGAUUCCGCGAUCCAGAAGAAGCAUGAUAUUCUGCGGU